Durotheca rogersii is the source of this 2907-nucleotide messenger RNA. RefSeq names its product 3-phytase. The record is from RefSeq and is a predicted model, not a curated record. Gene Ontology annotation, molecular function: inositol hexakisphosphate 3-phosphatase activity. Lineage: Eukaryota; Fungi; Ascomycota; Sordariomycetes; Xylariales; Xylariaceae. The transcript has 2 exons. The coding region runs from base 584 to 2830 and encodes 748 amino acids.
CAGAUGAGCUGAGUAGCGAAGACUACCAAGUAGCGCUGUUAGGAAUCGAACCUAUCCUUCGUUAAGUAACCUACUGAUCUCACCCAGCUGUUCGCGCUAUGCGUUUCAAGGAUAAAUCUCGACAUGUACCUAUCCCAAAGGCAUUGCAUUAUAUGGCACAACUAAUUGACCAUGCAAACCCCUACUUUGGGCUGAUACAGUUAUCUAGCACUUCAUUCUAUCUUAACCUACCUACAAUACCCGUCUGUUUCGUGAUGUCCUCCCAGUUUUGCACGAGCUUUCUCAACCCGGACCGAUCUCACUAGUCGAAAAAUUUCGCUAGCCGCGACAAAUCGGGAAGGCGAAUAGCUUCUGGCUUCUUGGCCGCGUGCCCUCCGCCAACAGGGUUCCCUAACUGUCGCACGGGUUCGGCUCUUAUUAUAACUCCUGUUAUGAUCGAUGCAGGGGCCCUCGUCGCACCGGGACCAGCAACCUCGGAUGGUUUCUUGACCGUCCGUACGAAAACGACGACGAUGGCGGCGCGUCGACGCGUUCCUUGCUCCUUCCCCCGUGUACUUGUUACGGUCGAGCCUCUCCCUCCACCAUGAGAUUCCUCAGUCUGCUCUCUGCCUCGCUGGCCACUUGCGUCGCUAUCGUGGUCGCUGGUACUGCGCCGGAGGCGGAGCUGCCAAUCUCGGCGAGAUCGGGCGAGGUCGAAUCGGAUUGGACUGCCGUCUUCUACGAUACCGCGCAGCCGAAGCUCGUCGGAAACGAUGGUGGCGCCGGCACUGGCGGCUUCCGCGUAUUCGGUCUGAAUGGCGAGGACUUGUUGUCGGAGACGAAGCAUGAGAAGCCCGGCCGCACGAAGCUCGUCACGACGGUAUAUGCCGUCGGCGGCAACGAUCUUAUUGUCACCAUCGCCCAGCCGGACUCGUACUUCCGCCUCUACGACGCAACCACUGUACAGCAAGUCGGCGAGCCUCUGGCGCGUACCCUUGGCGACUGGUCGGCGCUCUGCUCUUGGAGGAGCCAAACCAGCGGACAGCAGUACCUGUACCUGUUCGGAAAGCGCCAGGCCGUACAGUUUCUCCUCAGGAAGACGAGCGACUCUUUCGAAAUCGUCGAGAUCCAGACGUUCGAAACCCCGAUCGAGGCUUCGUCAUGUGCCGUGUCGUUCUCUGCACGCUCCGUCUACUUCUCCGGCGACGAUAGCCCUGAUGUGUACACGUUUAACACAACUGAGAGCACUGCGGCACCGAAUAUCAGCGUCCCGGGAGAGGCUGAUGACGAUGUCACCGGGUUAGCUACUUACAUAGGCCUCGAUUCGGACUAUCUCUUGGUAGCGCUAGAAGAUUCUGUCGCAGUUUACGAUACCUCCUUGGCUUUACUAGGUUCUAUGAAGCUGACUGGAGACGAUGACAUCGAAGUCCAGGGACUGAGUGUUUACCAAGCGCCGACGCAGAAAUACCCGGCUGGCGCACUGGUAUACGCCAUCGAAAGCGACGCCGGGGCCGGGUUUGCCGUAAGCUCCUUGGAGGCGGCUUUCGUCGAACUGGGACUUGAAUUGAACACUGCAUAUAACCCCCGCAAGAAGCUCUGCAAGCCGACGGACCCCGUUUGUGCUCAGUGUAACUCUAGCGGAUUUUGCCUGGGAGCCGAGGGCGUGAACGAGCCCUCGUGCGCGUGCUUUGCAGGAUUUGAGGGCGCGAAUUGUGCAGCUUUUACCUGUCGAAACGACUGCUCGGGCCAUGGGGAGUGCGUAGGCGCGAACACGUGCCAGUGCGACGAGGGAUGGGGCGGUCUCUACUGUGGCUUCAAAGUGGCGCGACCUGUCGCCGAGACGGACGCGAAUGGCGGCGACGGCGACGACCCGGCGAUCUGGAUCUCUCCGACGGAUAAGUCCGAAUCGAGAAUCAUCACUACGACGAAGUCGGAGGUGGGUGCAGGGCUCGGUGUAUUUGACCUGAGCGGAAAAUUACUGCAGACAAUCCCAGCUGAAGAGCCCAACAAUGUCGAUAUCAUCUACAAUUUCCAGGCUGGUGAUCGGGUCAUCGAUCUGGCCUACGCUGCUUGCAGAGCGGACAAUACGCUAUGCCUCUUCGAAAUGACCGCCGACGGGACUCUCAAGACGAUCGCUGGUGGCAUACAGCCCACCAAGGACGAUUAUGAUGUAUAUGGUAGUUGCGUGUACCGCUCGCGCAAGACUGGCAAGCAAUAUCUCUUCGCUAACGCCAAGACUGCUGAAUACCUUCAAUUCGAAUUGUCGUGGGUAGAUGAUGCGCUGCAGACGACUCUAGUGCGCAAUUUCACCGGCGGUAGCGGCGGUCAGGUAGAGGGUUGCGUGUCCGAUGAAGCAAACGGAUGGGUAUUCAUCGGCGAGGAACCGCGUGCUCUUUGGCGCUAUGGCGCUGAGCCGGACGAUGAUUCUAGCGAGGGUUUCCUCAUCGGCGAAGUUGGCGACGGGAAGAUGUUCGCAGACGUCGAGGGUGUGACGUUGGUCGAGGGCCCUUCGGCGGACAAGGGGUUCAUUAUCGUCAGCCAACAAGGAGUCAGCGCGUACAACGUGUAUCGGCGGGCGGCCCCGCAUGAAUAUGUCGAGACCUUCACGAUAUACGAGAACUCCGAGCUGGGGAUCGACGCAGUGACUAACACGGACGGGGUUGCCGCCGUUGGCGCCUCGCUAGGCGCCGCGUUCCCCGACGGACUGGUCGUCGUCCACGACGACGCUAACGAGGUCCCCGAAGGGGGCACGAGUGACGAGGCGAGCUUCAAGCUAGUCAAGCUGGGAGACGUCCUCGAAGCCGAGCUGCUCGAGGAAGUCGAUAAGAAUUGGGAUCCUCGCGCGGUAUAGCGAACGACAUAGCAGAAACUCGAGAGUGGCUAGAUUUACUAUGAAUCUAUUCAUUGAACUUUCGAAAAGAAUACGUG